AUCAGAGAGAAGCAGCAAGCCACAGCACACCUUACCUCCUUAGCAUCUUCACAGAAUAAGAGAAGAGAGUGAUUUUCUGUUUGUCCCUGUUUAUAUACCGUCACUGCCCAGCUGCAGCAAAGAACAACACCACUACCCACGCCCAGAAUGAGGACUAUGAGGUAGCCAACAUCCAUUUCACCUAGAACUCUCAAAGUUUAUGAAGGAGCCAAACCUACAGACCCAAAGCUACAGGAUCUCCAUGACACAAGGCAACAAUAGUUAUCCAAGAGAAAUCCUAAUAAGAGCUUCCUAUCAAAGGUAUAGUAGAAGCCAGAGGCAUCAAACCAGACUAAUGACUCAUUGGAUGAACACUGACAAGAACAUAUGUAUGGGAGCCAGAGGCGGGUCCCCGCGGGAGGAAGCGUGCGGACCAUCGUGGGCACCAUCGUCUGCUGCUGCUGCUGCUGAAGCUGGGAAGACACCUGGGGAAAAUGCACCGGGAAAAAUCCGGUGCCUGCAGGAUCGGCACUGGUGCUUCAGGUAGUCAAAGAAGACCAGGGAGUCUUCAGCAGAGCUGAAGCAGCUGCCUGGCGUCCUUGCAAGGAAGGGACUGCAAGCGAGGAUGCUUAGCUCUGAGGAAGAGGAGAGACUGCACAGAGACCAAGCCUUGGUGUCUGAUUUUAAACAGCAAAAACUGGAAAAAGAGGCUCAAAAGAACUGGGACCAUUUUUACAAAAGAAACAGUACCAAUUUCUUCAAGGACAGACACUGGACCACCAGAGAGUUUGAGGAGCUAAGAUCGUGUAGGGAGUAUGUAGGUCAAAAAUUGACUUUGUUGGAAGCUGGAUGUGUGGUUGGGAACUGUUUAUUCCCACUUUUAGAAGAGGAUUUGAAUAUCUUUGCCUACGCCUGUGAUUUUUCUCCGAGGGCAGUUGACUAUGUUAAACAAAAUCCUUUAUAUAAUACGGAGAGAUGCAAAGUAUUCCAGUGUGACCUCACUAGAGAUGACCUCCUUGACCAUAUCCCACCAGAGUCUGUGGACGCCGUCACACUGAUCUUUGUGCUCUCGGCUGAUCACCCUGAGAAGAUGCACCUCGUCUUACAAAAUGUGUACAAGGUAUUAAAGCCAGGCAGAAGUGUCUUGUUCCGUGACUAUGGGCUGCACGAUCAUGCCAUGCUUAGAUUUAAAGCUGGGAGCAAACUUGGAGAAAAAUUUUAUGUCAGACAAGAUGGAACCAGAUCCUAUUUUUUCACUGAUGAAUUCCUGGCGAAGCUCUUUGUGGAUGCGGGCUAUGAAGAAGUGUCAAACGAAUAUGUGUUUCGAGAAACAGUGAACAAAAAAGAAGGCCUUUGUGUGCCACGAGUUUUCCUUCAGGGCAAGUUCCGGAAGCCUCCAAAGGACUUAGACCCUACCAUUGACUCUGCUUCACUUUGAAGAAAGGAGUGUUAAACUACUUCAUAUAUUUUUAUAUCCUGAAUUUUUAAAAUUACAUUUGUAAGUUUUGUAUUAAGAAGUGAGGGGACUGCUCAGCAGGUAAAGUGUUAGCUGUGCAAGCCUGACCACUCAAGUGUGACCCCAGGGGUCUGUGUCUAGGAAAAAAGACGGGGUGCUGGAGAGAUGGCUCAGGGGUUCAGAGUGUUGGCUGCUCUUGCAGGAGACCUGGGUCCAUUGCCAGCACCCACAUGGCAGCUCACAGCCAUCUGUAACUCUAGUCCCAAGGGAUCAGUGGGCAUGGCAUACCCUUUCUGGCCUUUUCAGGUGGUACAUAGACAUACAUGCAGGCAAAACACCCAAAUUAAAAAAGAAAACAUCCAGGUUUGGCAAUUUGAAUCUGUAAUCCCAGUACUCCUACCUCAACAAAAGCAGAGAUAAGAAUCAUCUGGAAGCUCCAGGACCAGCCAGCCUGGAGUACACAGUGUGGCAGA
Messenger RNA from Mesocricetus auratus (golden hamster), 1908 nucleotides. RefSeq names its product tRNA N(3)-methylcytidine methyltransferase METTL6. The record is from RefSeq and is a predicted model, not a curated record. NCBI's taxonomy places the organism in Eukaryota, Metazoa, Chordata, Mammalia, Rodentia, Cricetidae.